CUCAACUAAUUAACACUGAAGAGUUCAUUUUAGAUGAAUUUUAUGCUGUGUCUACAUACUUCUGCUUCCUCCUCCAUUUCUUCUCUUUUUUGGCUCUCGUGAGAAGCGGAUAACAGUUGACAGGGGUUUGUUUGAAGUGCAGGAGAAAAGAGGGUGAUGGGUUAAGUAAGAUGAUGAUUGAAAAUUCAAGUAAUAAAGGUCAACAAGCCAAGCAAGAGGGUGAUAGCAGUAAUAUUAUUGAGAAGUUCUCCAAGGCACCCUCUACCUCAAGACAAUGGACAUCAUUCAGAAAUCCAAGAAUUGUGAGAGUCUCACGUUCUUUGGGAGGAAAAGAUAGGCAUAGCAAGGUUUGCACCAUAAGGGGACUCAGGGACCGGCGCAUUAGGCUGUCUGUGCCCACAGCAAUUCAAUUAUAUGAUCUUCAAGAUAGGCUUGGGCUCAGCCAACCAAGCAAGGUCAUAGAUUGGUUGCUUGAAGCCACAAAACUUGAUAUUGAUAAGCUCCCACCACUUCAUAUUCCUCAGGGUUUUGCUCAAUUUCAUCAACAAACCCUACUGCCUCAUCAUCAUGAGUCAGGUACUACUCUAUCCUCUCUUGGAGGCUUUUAUGAUGCUAAUUCCCCAUUUAUGAAGGAUAGGGGAAAUCAAAACCUCAUGGGAAAUAGACUAAAAGGUAAGGAAGCUGCAAGUGUGUCCAUCUCCAAAGAAGAUGAACAAGAAAAUCCAGAUGGAAUUGGUGGUUAUAAUAGGCAGAAUUCAGCUCAUAAGAUCUUCCCCAUUGGAAAUAGCUCUUCUUUAUCUGGGUUUCUAAACAAUGUCAUGACAUUCAACUCUUACAAUUCUCAGCCUUCAAGUUUAUCUUUGUCCCAAUUUGGAAGCCAUGGAUUAUUUCCUUCCCAGGUAGAUUCUGAUCCAAGUAGUGGCAGUGCAGUGCAGUUUUCAUCUUCUUUGCCUGUACCAUUUGGUUCCCAAUUACUUUUUUGUCCUUCUUCUCCUUCACUUUUUACUCCACAUGCUCCAUUUAUGGUCAACUCAGAGGAAAGUGAUCCAAGACAAUUCAACCAUAUUCAGAUCUUGAACUCAAGUUCUCAAGGAGUGUCUCAUCCACCUCUUAGACGCCUUCCAACUCCAUUUAGUUCCAGGCUUCUUGAUUCAGAUAAGGGUAAUACUCGUUCUUGAAGCUCCUCUUCGUACUCCUUUUCUUGAUGAUGUCACUUUUGUUGAUUGUAUGCCUGCAAAGGAUGUGAACAAGGCUUAGAGGGUAUUCUUCAAAGAAAUUAAUCUAGAUAAUAAAGCACAUAAUUUACAUUUUUCACACUCAGCGUGAAGAUGAAUAAUUAUGUAAGUAUUACGGAAAGUAUUAGUCUCAUGCAUGUUUCGUGCAUAAAUUAUUAAGAAAAAAUUGUGUGCACAAUACAUGCACAAUAUGGAUGCUUUCCCUAAUAAUAAGUGUGACAAUGCUGUACAUAUGGAAUAAUUGUGUUUAAAUUAAUCCUUGUGAUUGUAGCUAUAAAUACAUUGUUGA
This is a messenger RNA of Gastrolobium bilobum, 1524 nucleotides long. RefSeq names its product transcription factor TCP5. The coding region runs from base 171 to 1178 and encodes 335 amino acids. The transcript has 2 exons. Gene Ontology annotation, cellular component: nucleus. Gene Ontology annotation, molecular function: sequence-specific DNA binding; DNA-binding transcription factor activity. The record is from RefSeq and is a predicted model, not a curated record. NCBI's taxonomy places the organism in Eukaryota, Viridiplantae, Streptophyta, Magnoliopsida, Fabales, Fabaceae.